CUGGCAGAAAGAUGGAGUCCCAGUAACUGCUGGAGGGAAAAUUUCCCUCAUAAAAGAGAAACCGCAAUUGAUCAUCCGAGUAGCUAAAGGAGUGGACAGUGGAAAAUAUUCUUGCACGGUUGAAAACAAUUUCGGGAAAGACAGCUUAUCCUCCAUAGUCAGAGUAAUGGGACCUUCUAAGCCUAAAAUAAAGAUUCCUGAGAAACCAAGGACGAUAGAAGCUCAAGAUCAAAGUCCCAUCACUUUGACCAUUGCCGAUAACCUAACAGCACUUGUCAAUACAAGCAUUACCAUUCAGUGUCUCACCAGCGGUGUACCAACACCAACUGUCACCUGGACAAAAGAUGGUGAACAAAUCCCCAGUGAUGGCAGGUACACAGUUCAAGAUGAUGGUUCAUUGCUGAUCAGUGACGCUAGUGAAGAAGACAGCGCUCAAUACACGUGCACUGCAGAUAGUGUUGCUGGUAAAGACAGGGUAUCAAGCGCGGUGAAGAUUGUUGAGCCCGUUAAACCCGCGAUCGAUGUCCGCAAGAUUGGAGUUAAGAUUCCUGUUGGCGAUGGCAGUCCAGUGACUAUGAACGUUGGUGAUAACGUGACAGCAGCUUCAAACACCACCAUCACCAUCAGGUGUCCAGUUAGUGGCGUACCAACACCAUCUGUUACCUGGCAUAAGGACGGAGCUCAAAUGUUUGAACAGGAUAGAGUAACAUUCAUUGCCGAUAAUAAUUCUUUGGUUAUUGAAGUAGCAAUGGUGGUGGAUAGUGCAAAGUAUACCUGUCGUGUUCAAAGUGUGUUUGGAAUGGAUGAGGUGUCUUCUCAAGUUACUCUCAUUGACCCAGUGCGACCACACAUUGCGUCUUCACUUGGAGAUGUAACGUCAUUUAGUCAAGAUUUAGUGAACAUUACCAUUGGACAAAACCUUCUCACCAUAAUCGAUACUAAGUUGUCAAUUCAUUGUGAGGCAAGUGGUGUUCCUGUUCCUAAGAUUGCUUGGACCAGAGGAAACGAGACUCUUCCUUCAGAUGGUCGGAUGAGUGUUCAAAACGGAACUCUCGUCCUAGUUGAAAUGGAAACUUCUGACAGUGGAAACUAUACAUGCACCGCAGAAAAUACCGCAGGAAGAGCUUCAGUGUCUUCAAACGUAACCGUUGCAGUUCCUACACCGCCAGAAAUCAUUCGGAAAGGAAUUGAAGAUGUACAAGUUCUUGAGCCGAAAUCAAUAGAGGCUGUUAUUGGAAGCAGAGUUCUCACAAUCAGUGGGAACAAUGUGUCAAUAUCUUGUGGUGUCAGAGGUUUUCCAACUCCAUCCGUUGAAUGGACUAAAGAUAGUGUUCUGUUGGAAGCGGAAGGAUCCAUUUUAAGCCUAUCAUCUGUAGACUCUAAUGACACUGGUUGGUAUACGUGUACGGCAACAAGUCCUGUGGGUUCGUUCGAUUCGCAGGGUACAAACCUGUUAGUAUUAGCCAUUCAGCUUCCCAAAAUAAUAACUAAUAAAGAUGACGUUGAAGUGCUCAAGAUCGAGAACAUAUCAGUUCCCGUCGGAGGUCUAGUAACAACUCUAGCUGAUAACAGAGUCAGUAUGGUUUGCGAAGUCAGCGGAAUUCCAGCCCCUCAGGUCACGUGGGAAAGAGAUGGAGUGGAAGUGCAAAGGGGCGGCAAGUUCUACACUAUAGACAGCACCAGUCAUGGCAAUAACGGAAACUACAGCUGUAUUGCUAGAAACAGUGCUGGAGAAGUCAAAGCGACAUCACAACUUAAAAUCCUGGCUGGUUCAGCUCCUAAUAUCAACGGGUCACGUGACAGCAGGGUUCAUCUGAGAAUCGACUUCUUCGCAAUAACAGUUGGAACCAAUCUGACCACACUGGCCAGCUCAGGACUGGAAAUCAGUUGUCCUGUCACUGGAUUUCCCAAACCUUCUAUUCAGUGGUACCGAGAGGGUGUCCCUGUAGAGCCUGGUAUGANAGGCUCGUAG
This is a messenger RNA of Orbicella faveolata, 1972 nucleotides long. RefSeq names its product hemicentin-1-like. Gene Ontology annotation, cellular component: plasma membrane. Gene Ontology annotation, biological process: homophilic cell-cell adhesion. Lineage: Eukaryota; Metazoa; Cnidaria; Anthozoa; Scleractinia; Merulinidae. The record is from RefSeq and is a predicted model, not a curated record.